GGGUUUAAGCUAAGAGUAAUCCGCGUGACCACAGGCUUAAAGCAUACUAGUGAUGGCUCCAUCACUGCCAAACACUGGCCUUUUUGUAGGACUAAAUAAAGGCCACAUUGUCACCAAAAAAGAGAUUGCUCCUCGCCCCUCAGACAGAAAAGGGAAAAGUAGUAAAAGAGAACUAUUUGUUAGGAGCCUGAUCAGGGAAGUUGUGGGCUUUGCACCAUAUGAGAAGAGGAUUACUGAGUUGCUGAAAGUUGGGAAAGAUAAGCGUGCAUUAAAAGUGGCAAAGAGAAAGUUAGGCACACACAAGAGGGCGAAGAAGAAGCGUGAAGAGAUGUCUAGUGUUCUUCGUAAGAUGAGGUCUGCUGGAGUUGGAGAGAAGAAAAAGUGAAUGUAAUAAUUCAUUUCAACUUCCGUUCUGAUCAUGGCUAUUUGAAUGAGUAACCAUUUUGUUUUGGGUUAGUAGUUGAACGAAACCUAGUGUUUUUUUUGUUUUUUUUUUGAGGCGGGGGAGGGUUUGUUUUUGUUUUGAAUCACGUGCAUGUGGUUAUGAGAAGGCAAUGCAUUCAAUGGGUUAGAAUUUUGUUUCUCUAAGAUUAAGGUAAUUCAUGUUGGAGAUUUUGACUAUAGGGGAGGAUCCUGGGUUUUUUAUUGUUUUGAAUCAUGUGCAGGGGGUUAUGAGAAGGCAAUGCAUUCAAUGAGUUAGAAUUUUGUUUU
Molecule: messenger RNA, 711 nt
Organism: Amborella trichopoda
Lineage: Eukaryota; Viridiplantae; Streptophyta; Magnoliopsida; Amborellales; Amborellaceae
Product: large ribosomal subunit protein eL36x
Biological process (GO): translation
Cellular component (GO): ribosome
Molecular function (GO): structural constituent of ribosome
Source: RefSeq, a predicted model, not a curated record